CUCGGUCGUGUGAUACUAAGGAAAUUCCUUCAAUAUGUCACAUGACAGAGAUAAAAGGCUGAAGUAGGUAGUCAACACAUGUACACGUACGUACAUACGUACGUACACAGUACAGGAUCAGCAAGAACCUCUCCUAUCACUCUUUUACGUGUAUCCACAGGUUCCAUAGUUGAGAUGAGCAAACCUCCUCGUACGUUGAAUGUUACCAGCCCUGAAGAGAUGGAAGUGGGGGAAUUCCCUGCCCCACAGCCCCUACCAACGCCCACCGUAACAGCCGCCCUGCCCAUCCAACCAAUGAUCCCUAUACCACCACCCCCAUCCACGGCCGACCUAGCCACCCUUUUCGAGUGCCCUGUGUGUUUUGACUAUGUGUUACCCCCCAUAUUCCAAUGCGAGUCCGGCCAUCUAAUAUGUACUCAAUGCAAACCGAAGGUCCUAUGCUGCCCGAGCUGCCGAGGCCCGUUAGGAGGAGUGAGAAACCUGGCCAUGGAGAAAGUUGCAGAGACUGUUCAGUUCCCGUGUAAGUACGUCCACUCAGGGUGCACUCUGAGAUUCCUGCACAAAGCCAAACGAACUCAUGAGGAUGUGUGUGAAUAUCGACCCUAUUCUUGCCCCUGUCCGGGGACCUCGUGUAAAUGGCACGGAAGUUUGGACCUUGUACUGGACCACUUACUCACAGCACACAAGACGAUUACUACUCUUCACGGCGAAGACAUUGUGUUCUUGGCCACGGACAUUAACCUACCCGGAGCAGUAGACUGGGUGAUGAUGCAGUCGUGUUUCGAUCACUAUUUCAUGCUGGUCCUGGAGAAGCAAGAAAGACACGAGGGGCAUCAGCAGUUCUUUGCCGUGGUGCAGAUCAUAGGGACAGAGAAACAGGCUGAAUCGUUUAGAUACAAACUAGAGCUGAUGGGCCAUGGUCGCAAGCUGACAUGGGAGGCAAAGCCACGGAGCAUCCACGAAGGAAUCGCGAGUGUGAUUUCCACCAAUGAUUGUCUCAUCUUUGAAACCACCAUGGCACAACUGUUUGGCGAGAAUGGAAACCUUGCCAUCAAUGUUACGAUCUUCAAAUCAUUUUUCUGAUUCAUGUUAUAAUCAUACAAGUUUCUCUUUUCUUUCCCUAGCUACCAGUAUACACCAUGCCAUCCCAUCCACCCCUCUCUUGUCAAUCUGACCCUAAAAAAUAUAAUUGUUGGAAAAAAUUAA
Messenger RNA from Halichondria panicea, 1206 nucleotides. RefSeq names its product E3 ubiquitin-protein ligase Siah1-like. Lineage: Eukaryota; Metazoa; Porifera; Demospongiae; Suberitida; Halichondriidae. The transcript is spliced from 3 exons. Gene Ontology annotation, biological process: multicellular organism development; proteasome-mediated ubiquitin-dependent protein catabolic process. Bases 79 to 1083 code for a protein of 334 amino acids. The record is from RefSeq and is a predicted model, not a curated record. Gene Ontology annotation, cellular component: cytoplasm. Gene Ontology annotation, molecular function: ubiquitin protein ligase activity; zinc ion binding; ubiquitin conjugating enzyme binding.